GAAAGCUCUCUCUCUCUCUCUCUCUCUCUAAAACAUAAAAGCAUCAGGAGCGAGAUUUGAACCUCUCAAGGCGUUUGUACCAGUAGCCUCCAUUGCCACGUCUAUCUUUGCAACUCGCAAUCUCAUCCAAAAGGCUAAAGAUCCAGGAUAUCUCUGAAAAGCGUAAAUUCUUGUUGCUUUUCUUUCCAUUGACGGCAUCUCUCAUCAUUCCCUCGUGAUUGCAAGCUGUGUUUUUCGGUCUUCCUCCAAGUUUUUUCAAUCUCUAUUUCCGGGGAUCCGCUCCAUUAGCUCAGUUGUUUGUAGUGAUUGUGUUGUCCUGCGAAGAGAUUGCCAACUGAUUUUUUGAGGUUUUUUGUUGUUCGUUGAUGGUCAUCUAAGUUUGUUCGAGGAAGAGUUUCGGGCGUGAAAUAGAAGAAAGAAGGAGUUUUAAGAUCUGCUUUGUGAGAGAUGGUUGCCUUUGGUAAGAAAUUGAAGGAAAGACAAAUACAAGAAUGGCAAAGAUACUACAUAAACUAUAAAUUAAUGAAGAAAAAAGUAAAACAAUAUGCUCAACAAAUUGAAGUUGGAACACAAGAUCGCCGGCAUGUUCUCAAGGACUUCUCAAGAAUGCUUGAUAAUCAGAUUGAAAAGAUUGUCCUUUUUCUGCUGGAACAACAAGGGCUACUGGCAAGCAGGAUAGCCAAGCUUGGACAACAGCAGAAUAUUCUUCAGGAGCAGCCAGAUAUAUCUCAAAUAUCUGAUCUUCGAGAAGCUUAUAGAGCUGUGGGGCAAGAUCUUCUAAGGCUUCUCUUCUUUGUUGAGAUAAAUGCUAUUGGCCUGCGUAAGAUACUGAAGAAGUUUGACAAACGUUUUGGCUAUAGAUUCACUGAUUACUAUGUCAAAACUCGUGCAAAUCAUCCUUAUUCUCAGCUGCAGCAAGUGUUCAAGCAUGUGGGGAUUGGGGCUGUUGUGGGAGCCAUAUCUCGCAAUCUUGCUGAUCUUCAAGAUCGUCAUGGUAGCUACUUAUCAAUAUAUGAUCAGCCUGCUCUUCCCCUCCAGGACCCUGUCAUUGAUUCAGUAAAAGCUGCUGUAGACAGGUUAACCCACUCAACAAACUUUCUUCACUUUCUGGCACAACAUGCAUUAAUUAUGCAAGAAGAGUUGCCUACUCCUGUAGAAGAACAAGUUGAUGAUCGGAGAUAUCAUUUUAUGUCACUUCUCUUAAACCUGGCAAACACAUUUCUUUAUAUGGUCAAUACAUAUAUCAUUGUCCCUACAGCAGAUGACUAUUCCUUGAGUCUUGGAGCUGCGGCAACGGUUUGUGGUAUUGUAAUUGGGGCGAUGGCUGUUGCGCAGGUGUUUUCUUCAGUUUAUUUCAGUGCUUGGUCUAAUAAAUCAUACUUCAGGCCUCUCGUAUUUAGCAGUAUUGUUCUUCUUCUGGGAAAUACUUUGUACGCAUUGGCUUAUGAUCUUAAUUCUAUAGCAGUUCUUCUAAUUGGUCGUCUAUUUUGUGGAUUUGGUUCUGCUAGAGCGGUUAACCGGCGUUAUAUCAGUGAUUGUGUUCCAUUGAAAAUCCGCAUGCAGGCAUCAGCGGGUUUUGUUAGUGCCAGUGCUUUGGGAAUGGCAUGUGGUCCUGCUCUUGCUGGGUUACUUCAAACUAAUUUUAAGAUUUACAAAAUCACAUUUAAUCAAGAUACCCUGCCUGGUUGGGUUAUGGCUGUGGCAUGGCUUAUGUACUUAGUGUGGCUGUGGAUCUCUUUUAAGGAGCCCUCUCAUGUGACUGAAGAAAAGCAUAUUCCACAGGAGUCAAAUGCUGGGAUUGCACCCUCCUUGAUGAUAGAACCAGCACAAAAUGACGCACUUGAGAAGGGCCUUGCGCAACCAUUGCUCUUAAGUUCAGGAGAGAAGCAACAAGAUGAUGAGGGGGACCAAGAAUAUGAUGCAAGUGAAGAAGCUGCUGAAGAAUCUCGUUUAGCAGUCACUUCAAUUGGAUCAGCAUAUAGACUUCUUACACCUUCUGUAAAGGUUCAAUUACUGAUAUAUUUCAUGCUGAAAUAUGCAAUGGAAGUUUUACUCUCAGAAUCUAGUGUUAUUACCACAUACUACUUUGGCUGGUCUACAAGUGCAGUGGCAGUUUUUCUCGCAUGUCUUGGCCUCACUGUUCUUCCAGUAAACAUUGUUGUUGGAAGCUACAUUAGCAACAUGUUUGAAGACAGACAAAUGUUACUGGCAUCUGAAAUAAUGGUUUGCAUAGGCAUACUCUUAAGCUUCCAUAUAAUAGUUCCAUAUUCAGUGCCACAAUAUGUCUGCUCAGGACUUAUCAUGUUUGUAUCUGCUGAAGUUUUAGAAGGCAAGUUGUGUGAACCUCUCCCUCCUCUCUCGGGUCAUGUCGUCGAGGCUUUCCCGCGGUACUUACAAUGGGGGGCUGCUGUCAACAGAAGCUGGGACGAUUGCUCGAGUGAUUGCAGAUGCCACCAUAACCUUGGCUGGCUACUUGGGGGAGAGUAGGCUGUUGAAUAUCACCCUACUUCCUACGCUCGUCAUAUGUGUAACCUCCAUCAUCGCCACUUGCUAUACCUACAAUUCUCUUUAUUGAUUCAUUCCUCUUUCCAUAUCAAAUAUGCCAUUAGUCUCCAAAAUCCCCAGCCCCUUGAGUAAAAAAUUAUGCUCUUGGAGGGGGAUUCUUUGGGAAUUAGGUUUCUUCUGUCCUUUUAUUUUGUCAUAUUUUUUAUUGAAAAUUUUGCUCCAUGUAUUAAUGCUGUAUAUGAAAGAUGGCUCAUUUUUUCUGAA
This is a messenger RNA of Malania oleifera, 2769 nucleotides long. Its product is annotated as SPX domain-containing membrane protein At4g22990-like. Gene Ontology annotation, cellular component: plant-type vacuole membrane. Gene Ontology annotation, biological process: transmembrane phosphate ion transport from cytosol to vacuole. The coding region runs from base 448 to 2487 and encodes 679 amino acids. Gene Ontology annotation, molecular function: transmembrane transporter activity. The transcript is spliced from 11 exons. The record is from RefSeq and is a predicted model, not a curated record. Lineage: Eukaryota; Viridiplantae; Streptophyta; Magnoliopsida; Santalales; Ximeniaceae.